AUGUGCCACUGCUGCCGCGCGCCUUCUGCCACCGACGGCCCAGGGCAGCCCCCGGUGACCGCAGCUCGGCUCGCCCCGGCCUCGCUCCACUUCUUCCGCCACGACGGGCAACUCCUUGACGUAUGGCGCUUCGGGUCCGAGGUGGUGUGCAUAAGCCCAAGCGGGGGCGGCGAGACGCUGGCGGUGGCCACCGCAGGCGGACACGUGUGGGUGCUGCCCGUGCCGCGCCGCCGCUACUUCGUCCUCCCAACGCACAGCGCCAGAGUAAACCCGACGACGCCCGCGGGCCGCGAUGCGGGCGGCGGGAAGUCAACAGGCCGUAAAGGGAAGAAGGGCAAAGCGGAGGCAGAAGAGGAGGAAAGGGGAGAGGCCCCACCACGGAAGAAGGCGAGGACGGGCGCCGGUUCGGAGGAGGGGGCACCACAGAGAAAGAAGGGCCGGCCGGCUGCGCUGAGGGACCGCAGUCCCGAGGCCUUCUUCGCGAGCCGCACGUCGCCACACCUCCCCCUGUGCCUGGACCGCGCCACGCACGCUCCCUUUCUGCUCGUUACGUUGCCCAGAACAGACUAUGUGACGGACACUCCCUACGGAGUGUUGGUCAGCAGUCCCGUCGUCGGGGUGGCAUUGUACAGCGCUGGCACGACGAGAAGGGAGCACGGUGAUGGAGGCAACGCCGGAGCGGAGGAGGCAGAGGAGUGGGGGCGGCGAGUGUGCGCCUUUCCGCGGCUCCGAGGCAAGAAGACUACGUCGGUGGCCAUCGUGGUGCCCUAUUCGAGCUCUAGCGAGGAUGAACAACCAGCGGAGGCCACGGCGCUCAACCAGCCUCUAGUGGUACACGGCGACGAGGACGGAAGUGUCCGCUUUGUGCCCCUUCUGGUGUCCACGCCCUCGCUAUCGCGGCCACGUCUGUUGUUCGAGAUGAAGGAAUCGGUUGAAAACAUAGCCGUGUCUGGUUCGGAUAUGUUCCUGGUGACGGGGCGAGGAGGGCAGGUGCUGGUGUGUCUGGCCAACGACAGCGCCGAGUUGGAGUCCCGCGAGUUCCACGUGUCGAUGCCCAUCACCCAGUCGCGUGUGACCGACAAGUACCUCCUGUUCGCCUCGUCGCGCAAGCUCUACGCCUCCUCACUCCUCGAGCGGAACGAAGGCGAAACCACAUUCGAACACAACAGCGAGCUCGAUGAAUUAGAUGCCAACUCCGAACAAGAGGACGCGCUCGUCGCUGUGCCGCGGCGAAAGAUGCCCUUUAGCUUCUUCCCCCAUGCCUUUCCGAUCGAGGGCACCAUCGGUUGCAUGGACGUGGUGUGCGUCCCAGACCAGGCGCCUACCCCGACCCUGCUCCCCAUUCCGUCGCGGAAACCGGGCCGCAGGACUCCGCCUCGGUACCGAGUGACUGCGCUCAGUCUCGCGGGCAAGCUGCUUCACUUUGACAUGCCCGGCCUACGUGAGUUGGAUGCCCAAAUGCAAGAAAUGGUCUCCUUCGAGUUCAAGCGCGGUAGCCAGCGUGUCAAGCAGCUCUUGGAGGACAUCGACGUGCUGUCUACACAACAGCAAGCAUUCGACCAAGAAGAAGCCGAGAUCAAUCGCGAAAUCGAAGCGAUCAACAACUCUAUCCACCUCGUGUCCGAACACACGUUCGCGAAGAAGAAAGAAGACCCGGCAUACCGCAGCCGCAUUCCCUAUGCGCCGGAUGGUGCCCUCGGAAUCGGAUGCGACGUCAAGCUGAGCGUGGAGCCCUACACACUGAGCUCCGCCCCGAGCCCUCAUGCUGUGAUGAUGAAGAUAACAUUGGCGAACCGGACUCGCUUCGAUCUUUUCCCUUCUCACUGGAGUUGUACGUACCAACCAACCAUGUUCCGACUGAACAGUCAUGACUCACUACCACCGCCCGGUUGUGUUCGUUUGUUAGUCGUGCUCACUGUGCGAAGUCGCAACGCGGGAGGCGACACCGAGACGUGCUCGCACACAUUUCCAAUCGACCAACUCCACAAGGUAGGAGGGGCAUGGUCGGUGCGCGUGCCUAUCACUAUCGCCUCAUUCGCGCCCAUACAUGUCGACGGCCUCCUCUGCGCGCGAUUUACUCCCCCACGCCCCUCGAGCGGUCAAGGUGUCUGCCUGUCUCUAUGCAGUCGCGGGUUCGAUAUAUUCCACCUGUUCUGUCCUCCGUCCUUCGGUGCCAAGUCGAAGCACAGCCGCGCAAAAGCCACGAUGGGCGAGGAGGCACAGCUCUCGACCAACGCUCAGAGGACAUCGUUUUCGAUCACCCUCCAGCCUCCGCCUCGACCCUCGGCAGAUCCAUCGAGCACGCAGGACACGGCCCUGCUUGACCUCCUGUCUGUCCUCUUCGGCUUCGGCCAGCAAGGCGAAGGCAACGAAGGAAAUGAGGGCAAGCGAGUCUCGUCCCGCACAAGGGCUUCGCUGGUUACCUUCCAGGGCGACGCCGUGUCGAUUCGUGCCAAGCAAGCCACCCUGUCACUUCGCAAAGUUGCCAUUAACGAAGCCUCCUCGCUGCCGGCCUACGUGGUGACGAUCUACUGUGCCUCGUGGCUGGCGCCGCUCCUGCGCGCCGGACUGCUUGGCCGUGUGCUCGCCGCGCAGGCGCGCGGACCACAAGGCAGCAACGCCUCACCGGAGCGGCUGCAGGCAUCUGUCUGGGCGAGGACCUACCGGGACAUAGCCCUCAAGAAGGCCCAGAUGCUGUACCAGACGCUGCAGACCCAGGUGGAAGGCGACCUGCAGCGCGCUGUGCGCGACCUUCAGCGACUACGCGACGCUCAACUGCCGGGCAGUUCCGGGUGCCACGAGUCGGUGGCGGAAGCGAACGACCGGCUGCGGGAUCUUGCCGAACAGGUCAAGGCUCGCUACAAGGCCCUGCGCGAGCACACCGACGCCACCCUCCUCCUCUGA
This is a messenger RNA of Acanthamoeba castellanii str. Neff, 2904 nucleotides long. RefSeq lists its product as uncharacterized. The record is from RefSeq and is a predicted model, not a curated record. The transcript has 20 exons. The coding region runs from base 1 to 2904 and encodes 967 amino acids. NCBI's taxonomy places the organism in Eukaryota, Discosea, Longamoebia, Acanthamoebidae.